AUGACUUCUGAACAAGCAUACUACAACACAGGCUAUAAGAAGUCUAUUUCUGAUACCCACGCCAUAAGGACGGUGGAAAACUCAGUUGAAUACAUCACCAAUGUGCUUCAACCUGAUUUUAAAGUAUUGGACGUUGGCUGUGGACCUGGGUCAAUUACUAUCGACAUUGCCAAGAACUACUUGAGCCAAGGUGGAUCAGUAAUUGGUAUUGAGCCAACCCCAGAAGUUAUCGAUACCGCCAACAACUUGAAACAGUCAAUUGCUGCUGAUGUCGACAAUGUAUCGUUUCAAAUUGGGUCAAUUUACAAAUUGCCCUUUGACGACAACACAUUUGAUUUAGUGCAUGCCCAUCAAGUUGUCGUUCAUUUGGAGGACCCGGUAAAAGCAUUGAAGGAGUUGGCUAGGGUCACCAAACCAGGGAAAUACGUUACGGUGAAGGACGGAGACUUAGACUCUAUUCUUAUUUAUCCACCCAAAUACGAUGUGCUUAAGGAGUACCAAUCAAAGGGUGCAUUAAAUAGAGGGUCCACUGAUUUAAAGGCGGGUAGGAAAUUGCUUUCAAGGGCAAUAGAAGCCGGAUAUAAACCAAGCAACAUCACAACUACAACAUCGACCUUACUGUUUGCGGGACAAAAGGAGACCAAGAAAACUUGGGGCGAUUUGCUCAUCAAGAGGGUCGAAACUGGAGGCGAAGUAUUUGUGGUUGAUGAUGAGAAAAAGAAUGAAGAAGCUAAGCAAGAGGUAAUCAAGGUAUUGCAAGAAUGGAGAGAUGAUGAGACAUCAGUCUGGAGCGCCAUUAAUUUCGAAAUAACUUACAAAAAAGCCUGA
This is a messenger RNA of Lodderomyces margitis, 828 nucleotides long. RefSeq lists its product as uncharacterized. The record is from RefSeq and is a predicted model, not a curated record. Gene Ontology annotation, molecular function: methyltransferase activity. Bases 1 to 828 code for a protein of 275 amino acids. The transcript has a single exon. NCBI's taxonomy places the organism in Eukaryota, Fungi, Ascomycota, Pichiomycetes, Serinales, Debaryomycetaceae.